AACACUCAAGUGAAGAAAUUCAACGAGUUUUCGUUCCUUCGGUUUUUUUUUUCUAUUUUUUUUCCCUUUUCUUACGGAGUUGCCCGAACUGUCUACGCUCCACUUCCUACGGAUGAGGUCAAAUUUGCGCGAACGUCUUCCCGUUUGCAAGAGCACAGACAUCACCACGAGUCCAUAUCAGCUGGGGUUUGAAAGGACUGAGGUGUGCAGAUGGGGGAGGUGAGGAAACUACAGAAGAAGUUGAGGCAGAUUGAGAACCUGGAGCUCAAGCUUUCUCUCACCCCAGAAGAAGCAGUGAAGGUCUCAAAGAAGGAGGAGCUUCGCAGCAGAUUGGCCGAGCUCCUGCUGCAUCUUUCCGGCCUGCAGCAAACCCACGGUAUUGUGGGUGAAGAGGAGGAUAAAAUGAAAAGACAAGUAGAGACUGGAACAGAGCAUCACACAGAUCACACUCCGGCUGUGAAGCUAGCGCGUGAAGACCACCGAGAAAAGCAGGACAAGGGGAAAAGUGGAGCGGAGGAGGAGAUAAAAGAGAGAGAGGGUGGAGGACAAAGCCAGAGGCUCCCAGACCCAGACACAGAAUUCUCAUCUCUUAAAGCAUUGUGGGAAAAGGCCAAGUUUCGCCUCAGGAUUCUAAAAGGUCACAGUGACAUCAUCACUUGCGUAGCCGCCGUAGACAAUCUUGUGAUUUCUGGCAGUCGUGAUACCACAGUGAAGGUGUGGCACGUUCCCACGGCAACGGAGCAGCGCAAUCUCGGAGGUCACAGCGGGGGCGUCACUUGUGUUAAUACACCACCUUCAGAGUACUGCAGGAAAUUAGCAUCUGCUCUGCAUCUGUCUGAGACGGAGAGGUUCAUCCUAAGUGGCUCCACCGACUGCUGUGUACGAAUAUGGACUCUGAGUUCUGGCCAGUGCGUGAAAUCAAUUUACACUUUUAAUGCCGUCACAAGCCUUUGCUUCAUAGCGGAGUGGGAGGGCUACAUUGUGACAGGCUCAGAUGCUGGGAAACUGCAAGUGUGGGACUGGCUCUCUCAGGAGAACUGUCAAUCAGUCAACGCGCACCUGGAUGCUGUCACGACACUACAGUCGCACGGUCCUCUGGUGUUCAGUGGCUCGACAGAUGGGAGCGUGUGUGUAUGGGAGGUGUGUGAUGGAGCAGUGGAGCCCCUAAACCAGCUGCAGCAGUGGGGGUCAGAGGUCACUGGUUGUAGCAGGGUUGAUGAGGUCAAUGGGAGGCUGAGACUGAGUGCCCGAGGCGACCACAUCUUUCUGGCCAAUGGGAGAUCCAGUAUCCGAGUGCUCAACUGGAGAACAGGCACAAUGAGGAGACUGACCAAUCACAGCAGCACUGCUGGCGUCACAGAUUGUGUCAAUCAAAUACCAGGGGUUCUAGUUGGCUCAUGCUUUGACCUCACCAGCGGAGAGAGUACUCUAAACUUAUUUUCUCUUCCACAAUGUAGGUACCUCGUCUCAAUCUCCAGCUCAGAUUUACCACGACUCCUUUGUUUUGCGGCAUGGGUCACACCUAGUGGGGGUCAUCGCUGGGUUACAGGCGGCCGUGAGCUCACAGUUUGGGAACAGCUUCCAGGAAAUGUCAAAAAGAGAGGUGACGUAAACGUGAGACGAGACAGCCGAUUGGACAGUACACUCGCGGAAUCUGACGGAGACUCACAGGAGGAGAGCGAGGACGAUGACGAAGAUGAAGAUGAAGAGUCCACGGCCAGCGACGGAGAAGAAGUGUCGGGAUCAUCGUGGCUACGCUGCGUCCUCCAGUGAGAGAGAGAGAGAAAUGAGAGAGACCAAGACAGGAAGAGCUAGAACGUGAGGUGUGAAGUUUAGCAGAUUGAGCGGGUGGCGGCAGGGCAAAGAGCGCGGAUGGACAACAGCUUGUUCUUCAUGUAAAUCUUGCAUCAUGGAGCCAAUAAACGUGCCAUGCUAUGAC
This is a messenger RNA of Ictalurus punctatus (channel catfish), 1939 nucleotides long. RefSeq lists its product as uncharacterized. The record is from RefSeq and is a predicted model, not a curated record. Lineage: Eukaryota; Metazoa; Chordata; Actinopteri; Siluriformes; Ictaluridae. The transcript is spliced from 14 exons. The coding region runs from base 211 to 1773 and encodes 520 amino acids. Gene Ontology annotation, molecular function: protein binding.